CCGGUGUCGGACUGCUGCACGAAAUUGGUGUGUGCAUUUCAGAGAAAAAAGUGAACAGAAGAGAAAAAAGAACGAUCAAAGAAGCGGAGGUGUAAGAGUGUCGAUUCAAAAAGAACCUCCUUUCUAGUUCUGAUGUCCUCGCAGUGAGGUGUUUAAUGGUCUCCAGGCAGUCCACUUGAGAAAGGAGACUUAGAAGAGAAAAUGCAGACACUUGGGGAAGAGAAGUGUUUGCCACAGAGCAUGGCCUCCGUCAAAGAGGGUGGCACAGAUGGAAGGCUGAAGCUCAUUAAAGAGGAGGACUGUGAAUGGGGUACACCAGAGGAUGUGUGUGUGAAAGUGGAGGAAUGUGAAGAAAGAAUUCCCAUUUUUAAAGAGGAGGAGUGCAAGGUGGGGGUUGUUGAAGUUAAAGUCGAGGAUCUGGAAGAUUUCUCGGUUAGUCUUAAACAGCAACACCUUGAAACUGAAAGUAGUUUGAAACAGGAGUUUUCUGAAGAAUCUCAUUCCAGCUUACAGCUCUGGCUUCAUAACACGAGACAACUGGCUGCCCAGCAGAACUCUGUGGAACUGAAGUCUGAAUUAUCUGAGUUUGAUGAAAAAAUGAUUGAAGGAAACGGAAGAGAAGGAGACCAGCAAAGUGUGCGGCUAAAUAUGCAGGAGGGCCACAGCUUCUCCCCACCUUCAUUUGUGCAGCCUUCCCUUCAGGGUAGACUUCAAUGCCGACAGGACAAGGAGAAGAAGAAGAAAUCAACAAGAGGAUUGGAGAGUUUGACAGCAGAAUCUUUGCAGUGCAGUUCUCUUCCUGAUUCCAGACUGAGACGGAGUGACGCUAUCAACAGUGAUCAACAACAAGUAUGUACUUCAAAUCAAGAGGCCUUACACACCAGUCCAGAACGUGGGAAAAGUUUGAAAAGCAAAUCCGACUGUAAUAAUAAGUCGAUCCGUGCAGUUCAGAAGUCAUACGCCUGUGCUGAAUGUGGGAAACUAUUUUCACAGAGGAGCAGUCUACACAGACAUAAAAAAAUCCAUACUGGAGAAAAACCCCACUGCUGUGCAGAGUGUGGCAAACGAUUCUUCAGUAACCGUGAUCUCCAGCGGCACAUCCGCAUUCAUACUGGAGAAAAGCCAUACAGCUGUGCCGAAUGCGGCAAAAGCUUUUCCCAAAACAGCGGUCUUCAGAGUCAUACAAAAAUUCACACUGGAGAUAAACCUUACUGCUGUUCUGAAUGUGGUAAAGGAUUCUCAAUUUUAGGUCAUUUCCGUGACCACUUAAGAAUUCACAGUGGAGAGAAGCCUUUUUGUUGUACUGAAUGUGGCAAACGGUUCACACAAAAAAGCAGCCUACGGAUUCAUGUCAAAAUUCACACUGGAGAUAAACCUCACUGUUGUUCAGAAUGUGGCAAAAGAUUCUUUCAUAGUAGUGAACUUCAGAGGCACACUCAAAUUCACACAGGAGAGAAGCCUUUUUGCUGUUUGGAAUGCGGCAAACGAUUCUCCGACAGAAGCACUCUUCGCCAGCACAAACAAAUCCACACAGGAGUGAAGCUUUACGUGUGUUCUGAAUGUGGUAAAGGAUUCACUAUCAGUAACUACCUUAGGCAGCACUCGCGGAUUCAUACAGGAGAAAAGCCAUAUCACUGUUCUGAAUGUGGCAAACAGUUCGCUAACCAUGGAUGUUUUUGGCAGCAUAAGCGUCUUCACACUGGAGAGAAGCCGUUUUGCUGUUCUGAGUGUGGUAAACGAUUUUCACACAGAAGAAGCCUUAACUACCAUGUAAACAUUCACACUAGAGCGAAAAGAAUCCGAACUGAGCCAGCUGACAAAAAGAACAAAGGGAUUUUAGAAGGAAACUCUGAGGAGAGAAGAGUUUUUCACAGUAACAUGGCCUCGGCCAUAGAGGAUGACGUCAUGGGCGCGUGCCUGGCACACAUUAAACAAGAGGACUGUGAGUGGGGUGCCACAGAGGCUUUGUGUAUGAAGUUGGAGGAUUGUGAAGGAAGCAUUUCCGUUUUUAAGGAGGAGGAGUUGGAGGGGGACAUUAUUCAGGUUACAGUUCAGGACUCGGAAGAUUUCUCAGUUAAUCAUGAAGUGCAAAAUCAUGAAACCCUUUUUUAUGGAGAUUCUCAUUGCAGUUUACAGCCCCAGUUUACUAAUACGAGACAACUCACCACCCAGCAGAAUUCUAUGGAACUGAAAUCCGAGUUUUCUGAGUUUCACGAGAAAAUCUUUGAAGGAAAAGGGAGAGAAUCAGAGGAGCAGCAGUCAUCUGGAAGUGUGGAAAUAAAUUUCCAAAAGAAUGCCAGCUUUUCCACAUCUUCAUUUGCUCAGACUGCCCUUCAGUGCAGACUGCAACAUAACCAGGACAAGGAGAAGUUGAAGAAAUUAACAAGAGGAUCAGAGAUUUUGACAGCAGCCCCUUUGCAGUGUAGUUCUCUUCCCGUUGUCAAGCUAAGAAUGAUGGAAGCCAUCAACACUGAGGAACAAGUGCAUAAACAUAUUAUUCACACUGGAAAGAAACCACAUUGCUGUCCAGAAUGUGGCAAACGAUUCUCACAAAUAAGCCAGCUGCAGACGCACACAAGAGUUCACACCGGAGAAAGACCUUAUGGCUGUUUUGAAUGUGGCAAAAGAUUUUCUGACAGUAGCACUCUUCGGCAGCACACACGAAUCCAUACCGGAGAAAAGCCAUAUGCCUGUUCUGAAUGUGGCAAACGAUUCUCACACGUAGGCCACCUCCAUAGCCACACGAGAAUCCACACUGGAGAAAAACCCCAUUGCUGUCCAGAAUGUGGCAAACAAUUCUCACAAAUAAGCCAUCUUCACAUCCAUAGAAGAAGUCACACUGGAGAGAAACCCUACUGUUGUUCCGAAUGCGGAAAACGCUUCUCUGACAGCAGCAGUUUUCGGAAACACACUCGCAUUCAUUCUAGAGAAAAGCCAUAUUGCUGUUCUGAAUGUGGCAAACGAUUCUCUGACAGUAGCAGUUUUCGGAAGCAUGCACGCAUUCACUCAGAAGUGAAACCAUACUGCUGUGUUGAGUGUGGGAAACGAUUCCCUGACAGUAGCACUUUUCGACGGCACACACGGAUUCAUACUGGAGAGAAGCCAUAUUGUUGCUCUGAAUGUGGCAAAAGAUAUUCCAGUAAUAGCAGUUUUCGAAAGCAUACAAAAAUGCACACUGGUGAUACCAAACCUUACAUGGCCUCCGGUAAACCUGAUUGCACAGAUGAAAGACUGCCACACAUUAAGCAAGAGGACUGGGAGUCGGGCACGCCAGACGAUUUAUGUACAAAACCGGAGGACUGUGAAGAAGCAUUUUCAGUUUUUAAUGAGGGGUCCGAGGGGAGGAAUGAGGAUAUCAAAGUCGAGGAUUCUAAAGAUUUCUCGCUUUGUUUCGACCUGCAAAACCAUGAAACUGGGAACAUUUUCAAGCAAGGUGUUUCUGAAGAAUCCUACUCUGCUUUACAGCCCUGUUUCAGCAAUUCAGGACAACUGCCUACUGGGCAGAAAACGAUGGAGAUGAAAUCUGAGUUUUCUGAGCAGGACGAGAAAAUCGGUGAAGGAAACGGGAGAGAUGCAGAAGAGGAACAGUCAUCUGGAAGUGGCGCAGUUUAUUUCCAGGAGAAUGGCAGCAUCUUUCCAUCUUUAUUGUAUCCGACUGCUCGACAGUGCAGGCUAAAACACAAACGGGACAAGGAGAAGAUGAGGAAAUUAACAAGAGAAUCAGAAAAUUUGACAGCAUGCCCUUUGCUGUGCAGUACUCUUACCAUUGCCAAACUAACACAGACAGAAACUAUCAGCACUGAUCAACAACAGGUUUUUAACACGGGUCAAGAGGUCUUAUGUGCUGGCCAAGAUGGUGGACAAUUUUUAAUAAACAAAUCUGACUGUGAACACGACAAGUCAGAUCAUACAGGACUGAAAUCAUAUUCCUGUUCUGAAUGUGGCAAACAUUUCGCUGAGAGCAGCUCUCUUCAGAGACAUGCGAGAAUCCAUUCAGGAGAAAAGCCAUAUUACUGCUCUGAAUGUGGCAAACACUUCUCUGAUGGUAGUUCUCUUCAAAAACACAGACAAAUUCAUACAGGAGAGAAGCCAUUUUGCUGCUCUGAAUGUGGUAAACGAUUCUCUGACAGUAGCUCUCUUCAGAGACACAAGCGAAUUCAUACUGGGGAAAAGCCAUAUUGCUGCUCUGAAUGUGGCAAACGGUUUACCACCGUCACCACUCUUCAGAAGCACACACAAAUUCAUACAGGAAUGAAGCCACAUUGCUGUUCCGAAUGUGGCAAACAAUUCACUGACAGUACCUGUCUUCAGAUACAUGCAAGAGUUCAUACAGGAGAGAAGCCAUAUUGUUGUGCUGAAUGCGGAAAAAGAUUCACCAGUAAUAGCGCUUUUCAGAAGCACACUCGAAUCCAUACAGGAGAGAAGCCACAUUGUUGUUCAGAAUGUGGCAAAGGAUUUUUCUUUAACAGCUAUCUUCAGAACCAUAUGAGAAUACACAACGGAGACAAACCAUACUCUUGUUCUGAUUGCGUCAAACAAUUCACCAGCAUCAGCGGACUUCGGAAGCACAGACGAAUUCAUACUGGAGAGAAGCCGUAUUCUUGUUCUGAAUGUGACAAAAGAUUCCGCGACUGUAGCGUGUUUCGGAGGCACAUAAAAAUACAUACUGGAGAGAAGCCAUAUUUCUGUCCUGACUGUGGUAAAAGAUUCUGCAGUUAUAGUGGUCUUCAGUAUCAUUCAAAAAUUCACAGUGGAGAAAACCUCAUCACUUUAACGAAUGUAGGAAAGGAUUCUUAGUUUUAAGUAAUUUUAAUGAGUAUUUAAGAAAUUCACAGUGGAGAGAAGCCUUGUUCUUGUUCUUGUUGAAAAUAAUUCUCAAACAGCAACAAUUUUUAUAAGUAUCAAAUAAAUAUUGCCAGUGAGAAGUC
Molecule: messenger RNA, 4928 nt
Organism: Polypterus senegalus (gray bichir)
Lineage: Eukaryota; Metazoa; Chordata; Cladistia; Polypteriformes; Polypteridae
Product: zinc finger protein 721-like
Exons: 7
Coding region: 202-4797 (1531 amino acids)
Biological process (GO): regulation of transcription by RNA polymerase II
Molecular function (GO): DNA-binding transcription factor activity, RNA polymerase II-specific; RNA polymerase II cis-regulatory region sequence-specific DNA binding
Source: RefSeq, a predicted model, not a curated record